Molecule: messenger RNA, 3516 nt
Organism: Girardinichthys multiradiatus
Lineage: Eukaryota; Metazoa; Chordata; Actinopteri; Cyprinodontiformes; Goodeidae
Gene: wdr55
Product: WD repeat domain 55
Exons: 4
Coding region: 40-1284 (414 amino acids)
Molecular function (GO): protein binding
Source: RefSeq, a predicted model, not a curated record
CUACAUUUCUCCGUAGAAGAAGAAGGAAAGCAAAACAACAUGGCAGCGUCCGCAGAACACGUUGGACCUGAGACUGAAGAGACAGAUCGCCCUGAAAGUGUCCAAAUAAAAGAUACAGAAACGAAUAAUAAUCCCGGAACAUCAGAAAUCGAGUCGGAAAGACUGGAGCAAGAUGAGGAGGAAGAAGAGGAGCCUCCCGGCCCAAAGAUCCGGGAAACCCCUCAGGACAUCCAGCUGGAGGCGAUCGCCAACACGGUGGCUCUGCACCCCAGCAGAGACAUCUUGGUGUGCGGGGACGUGGACGGGGACGUGUACGCUUUCUCCUAUUCGUGCACGGAGGGAGAGAACCAGGAGCUGUGGUCGUCCGGACACCACCUGAAGUCCUGCCGCCAGGUGCGCAUCUCGGCGGACGGGCUGAAGCUGUACAGCGUGUCCCGGGACAAGGCCGUCCACCUGCUGGACGUGGAGCGGGGGCAGCUGGUCACACGGAUCCGGGGGGCUCACGGAGCCCCCAUCAACAGUCUGCUUCUGGUAGACGAGAACAUCCUGGCAACUGGAGACGAUGGAGGCACCUUGAAGGUGUGGGAUAUGAGGAAGGGAACCGCCAUCAUGGACAUGAAGAACCACGAGGAUUACAUCAGUGACAUAACCGUGGACCAGAACAAGAGGAUGCUGCUUACGGCCAGUGGGGACGGCACCAUGGGCGUCUUCAACCUCAAACGACGACGCUUUGAGCUGGUGUCUGAGUACCAGAGUGGUGAUCUGACCUCGGUGGCGCUGAUGAAGCGGGGUAAGAAGGUGGUCUGCGGCUCCAGUGAGGGGACCAUUUACAUCUUCAACUGGAACGGCUUCGGUGCCACCAGCGACCGCUUCGCUCUCAAGGCGGAGUCGGUGGACUGCAUCGCGCCAAUAACCGAAAACAUCAUGUGCACCGCGUCCAUGGACGGCUACAUCCGAGCCAUCAACCUUCUUCCCAACCGGGUCAUUGGAUGCAUCGGGCAGCACGUCGGCGAACCCGUUGAGGAGAUCACCAAGUCCUGGGAUUCCCGCUUCCUGGUCAGCUGUGCCCAUGACCAGCUCAUCAAGUUCUGGGACAUUUCUGGUUUACCCAAACUGACCGUCAACGAAUACCGCAAGAGGAAGAAGAAACAUGGGCGCAUGAAGUCGCUCACCAAGAAGGCCUUCGGCGAGAAUGACUUCUUCUCUGGACUCGUAGAGGAAACUGAGAAAAAAGAAGAAGAAGAACAGGAGGAAGAUGAGGACAGCGACAGUGGGAGUGACUGAAACGUUACUGCGCUGUCAGACAUUUAGAGAUGAGGCUUGAAAUCAAAGUGUCUGUGAGCGUGUGGAGAACUUACACCACUGCAUGGGUUGGUAUGAGCUGCUACUUUGGUUCUGGUCUCUGCAGUCCAAGAAGUGAUUCAAAUGCUGCCUAAAGAAACAAAAAAUGACUAUACUUUUAUUUCCUGUGAGAUUUGGGGAAUAAAUCACUGCCAGAGAAGCUAUGCUCCAGAUCAGUGACCCACCUUCCUGUUUACUACAGUCUGAUGAGUGUUUUGACUGAUGUUCUUUCAGGUGUCUGCUGCAGGACAACGGUAGAAAAUAAAACGUUUUGAAUUCCUGCAUCUAUACCAGAAUCUGGGGUGUUAUGCAAAAUAAACCUCUCUAACAGAUAGAAUGUAAAAUGUCUUCAGUCUUAACUAACAAAAACUUUUAGUAGAACUGUAGAAGUUUUCCACAUUUUGACACAUUACAACUACAAUCUUCAGAGGGUUUCAUUUGUGCGACAAAUAAAAAGUAGUUUAGAACUGAAUUGGAAGGAAAGUAAUACUUUGUUUCCCAAACAAAUUGCGCGUUGCUUUGUGUUCAGCCGUCUGAGUGAAUAAAUUGUUGAACCUUUGACCACAGUUACGGCUGCGAGGGUUUUGGGGUUGGUCUCUACCAGCUUUCUCCAUCUACACAAAUUUAGUCAUUUUUCUUUGCAAAGCCCUCAUUUUCAGGCAUAAUUAAUGGAGAGCCUCUGUGAACAUCAAUUUUUAAGUUUUGCUACAGAUUCUUGCUGAAGUUAAUAUCUGGACUUUGACUAGGCCAUUCUAACACAUGAAUAUCCUUUGACCUAAACCAGUAUUGUUCCUACGCUGAAAGUACUUGUGGGCGACAGAAAUUGAAAGUUUAAAAAAAAUGUAUAAACCUAAAACAGAUUUUACAGUUUUUUAAACAGUAAACUAAAAAAAAAGUAAUUAGUUUUUUCUAAAAGGGAAUCUGUAAAUCAUUUAGAUCUGAAACAUAAAAAGUGUUUUGUGCUAUAAUUCUCUGCUUGAUAUAUAUACCAAAUAUUAGAAACUUCUUUGGGAUUAUUUCAGUGCAAUGGAGACGGAAACGGAAAAAACAAGCUAUAAAGAGAGAGAGGUCGGGCAAAAAGGUAAAAGGGAGACAAGAAUAGAGAAGACAAAGAAGAAUAUAAGAUAAAAAUAAAAUUUAAGUCGCUCUUUCUUUCAAAACGGCUGCUUUAUUUAGCCGAGUUUAAUAAAUGGGUUCGCUUAUUUCAGUUUUUGAUUACUUUUGACUGAAUAUGUGUGGUCCUGAUCACCUUUUCUUUAAAAAUGAAUACAAAAAACAGUAUUUUUUUAAUAAAAUAAAUGCUUUCCGUUUUACCCAACAUUUUCUAUUUUAAGGUGUAAAUUUACAUAUUCUUUGAAAGGCCUUGUAUCAGUUUUCUGCAGGUUUUCCUCCAGGAUUGUCCAGUAUUUACCUCCAUCCAUCUUUCCAUCUACUCUGACCAGCUUCCCUGUCCCUGCUGAAGAAAAACAUGCCCCCAGCAUGAUGCUGCCACCACCUUAUGUAAAUGUAGGGUUAGCAUGUUCAGGGUGUUAGUUUUCCAACAAACAUAAAACAUUCUAGAUGUAGGCCAAAACGUAUGCUGUGUCAAGGAGACGACGGUAGCGACAGUGAUAGAGGUUCGUCCUGUAACCGGUGGGUUGCUGGAUCAAACCCCUGCUCUGUCUGUCUCAGGGUAAAGUGUCCUUGGGCAAGACACUUUAGACUGCUCAAUGGUGCCAAUUGUAUGGCAGCCUCACCUCUGACAGUACUCUGUGGCUACAAUGUAGUACAUCUGUGUUAAUGGGUGGAUGACUGAUUGUUGUGUAAAGUGCUUUGGGGUCUCUAAAGAGCUAUAUAAGUGCAGGCUAUUUACCAUUCCUGAUUGUCUUGCGGUGAACAGCAAACAAGACUUCUUCAAUAAAAGCCAGAUUUAUAACUGAUUGGUAGAAAGAGGACCUCUGAGGUCAGAACUGAGAUUUAAUCCUGCACCAACUGACUGUUUAUUAGGUAGAGGCCUUCUAAAGGCACUGCAUUUUAUUUAGGGGUUUCCCAGUAAAUAGAUGUGCACACUUCAUAUUUUAAAAAGAGAUAUUUAACAUUUUUCCUCCAUUGUAAAUGUCUACACUACACUGUAAAAUUAAGUUUCUGGUUCCUGCAGACAAAAUGGGAAAAAGUUCAAUAAAAUACUUUCAUUCA